CCCACCCUGAGAGCGAGCAGACCUCAGAACGCCCGCCGGCAAAUGACUUAAACUUUUGAGAUGCUGCCGUUAAUUGGAAAGGCCAUCAUCUUUGAUAACUUUCCUGAUCCUUCUGAUACAUGGGAAAUCACUGAAACCAUUGGCAAAGGAACGUACGGGAAGGUUUUCAAAGUCCUGAAUAAGAAAAAUGGCCAGAAAGCAGCAGUCAAAAUUCUGGAUCCAAUCCACGAUAUUGAUGAAGAGAUUGAAGCAGAGUAUAACAUCUUAAGAACACUUUCUGACCACCCAAAUGUGGUCAGAUUCUAUGGGAUUUACUUUAAGAAGGACAAAGUAAAUGGAGAUAAGCUAUGGCUGGUUCUUGAGCUGUGCAAUGGAGGAUCUGUGACUGAUCUUGUGAAAGGAUUCCUGAAGAGGGGAGAAAGAAUGAGCGAGCCUAUAAUUGCAUAUAUUUUACAUGAAGCACUAAUGGGACUUCAGCACCUGCAUAGCAACAAAACUAUCCAUCGUGAUGUCAAAGGAAAUAACAUUCUGUUGACUACUGAAGGUGGAGUAAAACUAGUAGAUUUUGGUGUGUCUGCACAGCUCAGCAGCACCCAGCAUCGCCUGAACACCUCUGUAGGAACACCAUUUUGGAUGGCCCCUGAGGUGAUUGCAUGUGAACAACAAUUAGAUACCACGUACGAUGCUAGAUGUGACACAUGGUCCCUGGGUAUCACAGCUAUUGAGCUGGGUGAUGGAGAUCCCCCACUAGCUGAGCUGCAUCCCAUGAGAGCACUCUUCAAAAUACCAAGGAAUCCACCCCCUAAACUAAGGCAGCCUGAGCUAUGGUCAGCAGAGUUCAAUGACUUCAUUAGCAAAUGCUUGACCAAAGAUUAUGAAAAGCGUCCAACAGUGUCAGAUCUUUUGAAACAUAAAUUCAUCACUCAGAUUGAGGGCAAAGAUGUGAUGCUGCAAAAACAACUAAUGGAAUUCAUCGAUAUUCAUCAAUGCCUGGGAAGCACAGAGAAGGCCAGGCAUGAACGAAUUCAUACCAAGAAAGGUAACUUAAAUCUUAUUUCCAGUCUGAGGGAUGUAGAUGACCUAGCAACUCUAGAUGUUUUGGAUGAGAACACAGUGUCGGAACACCUUGAGAAGUGUUAUUCCAGAGAUCAAAUCUAUAUCUAUGUGGGAGAUAUACUCAUUGCACUUAACCCCUUUCAGAGUCUGGCUCUUUAUUCCACAAAGCUUUCUAAGUUAUAUAUUGGAGCAAAGAGAACUGCCAACCCACCUCACAUUUUUGCAAUGGCUGAUUUGGGAUACCAGUCUAUGGUCACGUAUAACUCAGACCAGUGCAUCGUUAUUUCUGGAGAAAGUGGUGCCGGGAAGACACAGAGUGCUCAUCUUCUGGUUCAACACCUCACCGUGCUUGGAAAGGCUAAUAACAGAACCCUGCAAGAGAAGAUUUUACAAGUGAACAAUUUGGUUGAAGCCUUUGGCAAUGCCUGCACUAUUAUAAAUGAUAAUUCCAGCAGAUUUGGAAAAUACUUAGAAAUGAAAUUUACCUCUUCAGGAGCUGUAGUGGGGGCACAGAUUUCUGAAUACCUUCUGGAAAGAUCUCGUGUCAUUCACCAAGCCAUUGGAGAAAAAAAUUUUCAUAUUUUUUACUACAUUUAUGCUGGGUUAGCAGAAAAGAAGAAACUAGCCCUUUACAAAUUGCCUGAAAAUAAGCCUCCAAGGUAUUUACAAAAUGACAACCUCAGAACAGUACAAGACAUGAUGAAUAAUUGUUUCUAUAAAUCCCAGUAUGAAUUAAUUGAACAAUGUUUCAAAGUCAUAGGUUUCACAAUGGAGCAACUUGGAAGCGUGUAUAGUGUGCUCGCCGCCAUCUUGAAUGUUGGAAACAUUGAAUUCUCCUCUGUGGCGACUGAAUACCAGAUGGACAAAAGCUACAUCUGCAACCACACAGCUCUAGAAAACUCUGCCUCUUUGCUUUGCAUUCAAGCGGAUGAGCUACAGGAAGCUCUUACUUCACACUGUGUGGUCACUAGAGGAGAAACCAUUAUACGACCCAACACAGUAGAGAAAGCUAGUGAUGUCCGAGAUGCCAUGGCUAAAACUUUAUAUGGACGUCUCUUCAGCUGGAUAGUCAACUGUAUUAACAGUUUGCUGAAGCGUGACACAUCAGCAAGUGGGAAUGAGGAGCUAAGCAUCGGCAUUCUUGAUAUAUUUGGCUUUGAAAAUUUCAAGAAAAAUUCCUUUGAACAGCUGUGCAUUAACAUCGCAAAUGAACAGAUCCAAUAUUAUUUUAAUCAGCACGUGUUUGCAUGGGAACAGAAUGAAUACCUAAAUGAGGAUGUGGAUGCUAGAGUUAUUGAAUAUGAAGACAACCGGCCUCUCCUAGACAUGUUUCUGCAGAAACCAAUGGGUUUAUUGUCCUUGCUUGAUGAGGAAAGCAGAUUUCCUAAGGCCACUGAUCAGACCCUCAUUGAAAAGUUUGAAGACAACCUGAAAUCACAGUACUUCUGGAGACCCAAGAGAAUGGAGCUGAGUUUUGGGAUUCACCACUAUGCGGGAAAAGUCCUCUAUAGUGCUAGUGGGUUCUUGGCUAAAAACAGAGACACUCUCCCAACGGAUAUCGUGUUGCUUUUGAGGUCUUCAGAAAACAGUGUAAUUCAGCAACUUGUCAACCACCCACUAACCAAAACAGGUAAUCUGCCAUUUUCUAAAACUAAAACUAUAAUAAACUAUCAGAUGAGGAAUUCAGAAAAAUCCACAAACCUGACCAAGGGUGAAACUAGAGAAGUCACACGCCAUGCCUGUGAAACCACCAACAUGAGAACGCAAACAGUCGCAUCAUAUUUUAGAUAUUCCUUGAUGGAUUUGUUAUCUAAAAUGGUGGUGGGACAACCUCAUUUUGUCCGUUGUAUCAAGCCAAAUAAUGAGCGACAGGCAAGAAAAUAUGACAAAGAGAAAGUUCUGCUACAGCUGCGUUGCACAGGGAUUUUGGAAACAGCAAGAAUUCGAAGGCUUGGUUACUCACAUCGGAUACUGUUUGCUAACUUUAUAAAGAGGUAUUACGUUCUCUGCUACAAAUGGAGUGAAGAGCCCCCAGUGAGCCCAGACACCUGCGCUGCCAUUUUGGAAAAGGCUGGUCUUGAUAACUGGGCUCUUGGAAAAACAAAAGUGUUUCUUAAGUAUUACCACGUGGAACAGUUGAAUCUAAUGAGAAAGGAAGCUAUUGACAAGCUUGUUUUGAUUCAAGCCUGUGUCAGAGCAUUCUUGGGUUCAAGAAGAUACAAAAAGCUACAGCAGAAGAGGAAAGACAGUGCUUUAAUAAUACAGUUAGCUGCAAGAAGACACCUCAUGAAAAAACAAGGAAAAGAAACUGCUAAUGUGAAAAAUGCAGCAGUCAUGAACAUUCAGACUAAUGAGCAGGAAUUUGACUACAAGAAAAACUUUAAAACUAAACGAAGCUCUUAUUUAUCCAAAGGAAAACAUUUUAUAGUUUCUGAAAUUCAAAACGUAUUUAUGAUCACCUUUCUUACAGGUGUCUCUAAAGGAGAAGAGCCAAAAAUAUUGAGACCUCCAAGACGACCCCGGAAACCCAAAACAUUAAAUAACCCUGAAGACUCUACAUACUACUAUCUACUCCAUAAGUCAAUCCAAGAAGAAAAACGAAGACCAAGAAAAGAUAGUCAGGGAAAAUUACUAGGUUUGGAAGAUUUCUAUUAUAAGGAAUUUUUGCCCACUUAUUCUGGACCAAAGGAACAUAGCUCUCAUAUAAGAGAAGAGAGAGAAAAGAAGGAGCUCCAGGAUCAAUGCACUGACAAUAAUGAAAGGUGCUGGACCGCGGCGGAGAGUCGGGAGGAAGACCGCGGGAUCUCAGCCAGCCCCUACGACUACAGAAGGCUCCUGCGCAAAACCUCCCAGCGCCGGCGCCUGGUGCAGCUCUAGCACACCUACCGAGCUUCGGAGAGUGUGGGACCAAAGCAACAGGGCGUACGCGGAAGCCAAGGGCGCUGAAGCCUCCGAUGGCCUGACAGAUCUUGAGGUCCAGAUCUAGCAGAAUCUUAACCCUUUGGAUAGUUGCAAAUACUGGUCCUCGGACGUCCCCCACCCGCCUGUCACACCACCCCCAUUCACCUAAUGUAUCCCCUUAUUCAGCUGUUCGUGAUUUGGGGCACCCACUGUGCCAGAGCUGUCACCAUCCCUUUGCUCGUUUUAAAAUGAUUUAAGAGAUUUCUUCUUUCUCAAAAUGGCUUUCCCGGGACCAAAUGUCAGUCUCUGUUGGUUGGGUACGCCAGAACAUAGGCAAGGUGGGAGUGGAGCGAACUUCAAAGGUGAGCUCACCUCGAACUUGACUUUUCUCCUCUCUAGAUUAUUAAUAAUACUGAAUAAAGUAAGCA
Psammomys obesus (fat sand rat) is the source of this 4385-nucleotide messenger RNA. RefSeq names its product myosin IIIA (gene Myo3a). Lineage: Eukaryota; Metazoa; Chordata; Mammalia; Rodentia; Muridae. Gene Ontology annotation, cellular component: myosin complex. Gene Ontology annotation, biological process: protein phosphorylation. The record is from RefSeq and is a predicted model, not a curated record. Gene Ontology annotation, molecular function: protein binding; ATP binding; protein kinase activity. The transcript is spliced from 32 exons. The coding region runs from base 61 to 3933 and encodes 1290 amino acids.